Molecule: messenger RNA, 1629 nt
Organism: Brassica oleracea var. oleracea
Lineage: Eukaryota; Viridiplantae; Streptophyta; Magnoliopsida; Brassicales; Brassicaceae
Product: NAC domain-containing protein 7
Exons: 4
Coding region: 283-1449 (388 amino acids)
Biological process (GO): regulation of DNA-templated transcription
Molecular function (GO): DNA binding
Source: RefSeq, a predicted model, not a curated record
AUUAAACCCUACUCUCUUUCUCCUUUUCCCAUUCUUUUUAUCAUUCUUUCUUUCUCUCUUCGGGAUCUGAUAUCUACUUCCGGUAACCUAUUCCAGAGAAGCACUGUCAAAUCUUGUCCCCUCUUCUUUCAGGGACCCCCUUCUCUCCCUAGUCUUGUGUUGAAGUGUUCAAACUUCUGAUGAGAAGCAUACAGUAGCCAAAACACACAAAAUUUCGUUUCAGCUGAAUAAUCUUCUAUCUAGAGUUUCUUCAGGUUAUUAAUUAAUUACGAAGUCGAAAGUAUGAAUUCAUUUUCACACGUUCCUCCGGGUUUUAGAUUUCACCCAACAGACGAAGAACUUGUAGACUACUACCUGAGGAAAAAAGUUGCAUCCAAGAGAAUAGAAAUCGAUUUCAUAAAGGACAUUGAUCUUUACAAGAUUGAGCCAUGGGAUCUUCAAGAGUUGUGCAAAAUUGGACAUGAGGAGCAAAGUGACUGGUACUUCUUUAGCCAUAAAGACAAAAAGUAUCCCACAGGGACUCGAACCAACAGAGCAACUAAAGCAGGGUUUUGGAAAGCCACUGGAAGAGAUAAGGCUAUAUACUUGAGGCAUAGUCUUAUUGGUAUGAGGAAAACACUUGUAUUUUACAAAGGAAGAGCCCCAAAUGGACAAAAAUCUGAUUGGAUCAUGCAUGAAUACCGCUUAGAAACCGAUGAAAAUGGAACUCCUCAGGAAGAAGGCUGGGUUGUGUGUAGGGUUUUCAAGAAGAGAUUGGCUGCAGUGAGACGAAUGGGAGAUUACGACUCAUCGCCUUCACAUUGGUAUGACGACCAGCUCUCUUUUAUGGCAUCUGAGCUCGAGACAAACGGUCCAGGGCGGAUUCUCUCCAAUCAUCAUCAUCAGCACCAGCAUCAGUACCAACAGCAUUUACCAUAUGGAUUCAAUGCAUCUGCUUACGCUCUCAACAACCCUAACUUGCCAAGCAAGCAAGAGCUACAAUACAACCACCUGGUACAACAACAUCAUUUUCUUCAUGAAUCUCCUUUAUCAUUCCUCCAACUUCCUCAGCUUGAAAGCCCUAAGAUCCAACAAGAUAAUAGUAAUUGCAUCUCAAGCAACCACGAUAAUAACUCGAGCCGUAUUGCCAACUUGCAGCAGUCUAAUCUCGCGCAUGAGGAAGAACUGAAUCAAGGGAAUCAGAUUUUCAGCUCUCCAUACAUGAAUAGCGGGAACGAGCAAGCGAUGGACCAGGUCACCGACUGGAGAGUUCUUGAUAAAUUCGUCGCUUCUCAGCUAAGCAACGAAGAGGCCGCCACAGCUUCUGCUUCUCAACAGAACAAUGCCAAUGACACAAGCAACAUGGAGUACCAAGUUGAUGAAGAAAAAGAUCAGGAAAGAGUUUCCGACAUGGGAGAAGAAUAUGCUGCUUCUACUUCUUCGAGUUGUCAGAUUGACCUAUGGAAGUGAGCAGAAAUAAUAUAUCAUAUAAAUGCAUAUAUCCACAUAUAUAUACGUACACACGAACACUAAUUAAGUGUAGAUGUUGAUUACGGUACAUAAUUAUAUUUGCUUUGAUUGAUUCUAUUAAUUACUACAUUAUUGAACUUAUGUUAUAUGCAUAUAUACUUGUACUUGAUAAGAUUAACC